ACGGCCCAUGUGCCCGUAGCGCGUCCAUAGAAACUCGCAGAACGAGGCUCUACUUAGCCGCUAUUAUCAAGUCACAGUCCUUUCUUUAAAAAUCAUGGAUUAAUCGUACCAUCACUGAGUUUCUCGGGAAAAUGAUAUAGAGGAUCUUUACUUUAUUCCUGCCUUUUCCAGAUUUUCUCUACCAGCCAUUAUGAAGGAGCAGACCUACGGCUGGUAUCCUUCACAGAAGGAUGUGUACAAGGACCGCAGGAUGGGCGCUCCUAAUGCCUACCAGCUGGAGGCCAUGUACAAAUACCGGGACAGUCAGUACUAUACAGCACCCAAACCACCGUCCCCUCGCACCCCAGGGGCAUUCCGACCCUCACCCUCGCCACCAAAGCGACCGAUGUCCACCGUGUCCUCUCAGUCCAGGGGGACAAAGAAGUCCAGCUCAUCUUUACAGGUGAGGGCCAAGAGCGCCCCUAUAUACGACUUCAAACCUGUACAACGCCUUCAGAUCCCCACCCCUCAGCAGUGCUGGGCAAUGGCUACCGAAGAAACGAACUACACAAUCCCCUCGGACCAGCCGGGUCCCUCCCCCGUACCUUACUCCUGGCCCACCCCACAGCCAGCCUCCCCCGCACCCUCCUUCCAGUCGGACCAGCUGAGUAAAUACGACAUCCGCAGCGACAGAAUCAAAAGCGCCGUCAUCAGGCGCGAUAGACCAGCGGCCCCCACACGUCCCGUCAAAUCUGCCGGUCCCUCACGGGAGACGACCCACAGAUCGGGGUCCCCCAUGAAGGCACUCAGACCAAAGACCCCGUCCCCAAUAGAGCUGGAGGACAUGGUCCCAGAGGAGACAGUGCCGACAGAAGAACUCUAUGACGAAAAUCUCAAGAAGUUUGGAUGGAGGAUGGAGGUACACGGUGAUCCGUACAGAGUCAAACCUACCACCAAGCGGCUUCCGUAUUACGUACGAUGUGACGAACCGGAUAUAGAGCCCGAGGGUCCCCGAGUACACAUGGAGAAUCUGGAGACCUUCUUCCUGAACACCAUUCCGCGCAGGCCCGCCACCUUUACCAUACACAAAGAGUGGGUGUCCGAAACAAUCCAUGCCAAGAGAAUGGAGCUCCAGAAACGUGAGGGGAUCAAGCACCGGUGGAAGAAUUUCGCUUUCGUCUAUUAACUCUUUUUCUUCCCUUGCUUUAAUCUCCUUUAUAUAUACCUCAGCUGCUUAGACCAAAAUCAUUCAACGGAAUAGGUACACAUUUGUCGAUUCCUAGCAAAGGGGGAGAACUCUAAGGGUUAUAGUCGAGUUUUGUGACGUAGAUCAUAUAUAGGUCUGUCGGGGGUUUCCGGUCCGGUCCUGUUUCCUAGACCCUCUGCUGUUGGCCAUUAGACGUUAACACAGGAAUGCGCAUGCCAGGGAUUCGAACUCACUGCCUUGCAUCGUUUCCCAUUACCACUGUGAUCCGCUACACCAUGUGUAGUAUACUAUAUAAAUCAGCGAUGUCUUUCAUACAGCUCCAUCCAAUCUAUACUCUGGAAGUUACCAAUAUUAUAAAUUUUGUUGUUAUGUACAGAUAUUUUUAUUUUCAAAUAAAAAAAAUAUCCUGAUUUUUCAUGAAUGGGUAUACAUGUUUUUUUCUGUUUAUGUCAUAGGUAUUUUUUUUCUAUUUUUGAAAUAUGUAUAUAAAAUAAAAUUGUUAUCAA
This is a messenger RNA of Magallana angulata, 1692 nucleotides long. RefSeq lists its product as uncharacterized. Lineage: Eukaryota; Metazoa; Mollusca; Bivalvia; Ostreida; Ostreidae. The transcript is spliced from 4 exons. The record is from RefSeq and is a predicted model, not a curated record. The coding region runs from base 191 to 1165 and encodes 324 amino acids.